Molecule: messenger RNA, 1143 nt
Organism: Aphanomyces astaci
Lineage: Eukaryota; Oomycota; Saprolegniomycetes; Saprolegniales; Verrucalvaceae
Exons: 2
Coding region: 15-869 (284 amino acids)
Biological process (GO): pyrimidine nucleotide-sugar transmembrane transport
Cellular component (GO): Golgi membrane
Molecular function (GO): pyrimidine nucleotide-sugar transmembrane transporter activity
Source: RefSeq, a predicted model, not a curated record
UACGUUUCCACUCAAUGGCACGGGCAAUCCAGCACCGCAAGCGGCCGUCCGCAGCCACGACUGCCUCCCAUGGCAAGCAGCCGCCAACCCCUUCGACAUCACCACCGAGAAGCGAGUUAUUUGGCUACUUGAGUAUGCUGGCACUGUCGCUUCAGUUUGGCCUACAACCUCUGCUCAAUCGGGCGUAUGCCGGGACCAUUCGCAGCAAUGCCGUCAUGGUGAUCGUGUGCGAAAGCUGCAAGCUCGUCCUUGCGGUGCUCGCAAUCAGCGUCAAGCUUCGCACCAACCCGACGUUUCUCUCUUCUUGGAACCUCAUCGACAGUCUCAAGUUCUCGGGGCUUCCCGCCUGCACGUACGCCGUCCAAAACGUGCUGAUCCAAGUGGCCAUGCAGCAUCUGUCUCCGCUCGAGUUCAACCUGAUCAACCAGUCCAAGCUGAUAUGGACGGCUGUGUUUGUGUACUUCCUCCUUCACCGCCGCUUCACCCUCGUUCAAUGUAUUGCCAUGGCCAUGCUCAUGGCUGCGUCUCUCCUCCUCUCCGCGGGUGGCAGCGGCAGUAGUGGCGACCACAGUGACAUGUCUUCCACCGACCGCUUCUACUCUGGCUUUGUGCCCGUGCUCGUGGCGAGCGUGCUGUCUGGGUUCGGAGCUGCACUCACCCAGCUCUCGCUCCAAACUCACGCCAGGGACGCGUCGCUGGUCACGGCCGAGCUGUGUGUGUAUGGCUCCCUCUUCCUCUUGGCCAAUAUGCUGCUUCAGUCGCCCUCCGCCACGUCGCUGUCGUUUGACGGGUGGACCAUAUACACGCUCAUUCCGGUUGUGUCGACUGCCACCGGUGGCCUCCUCGUCGGCGCGGUACACUUUGUGUAGAAUCACGGAUGCAGCAAACUGACAUGGGAAUAGGUGACACAGUUUGCAGGCGGGGUCAUGAAAUCGUACUCCCUCAUCGGAGGCAUCGCACUCACGGGGGUGCUGGAGUCCAUAUUGUACCAGAAAGCGCUCACCAACGACCUGUACAUUGCGUCGGGGCUUGUGGUAGCGAGUAUGUACCUUUACAGCUCUUACCCAUACGUGGCGCCCCCCACAACCCCUAAGACUAAACAGCAGUAAUAAACGCACCUAGAACUACGCUAUCAUAUAGGAA